Ophidiomyces ophidiicola is the source of this 1296-nucleotide messenger RNA. RefSeq lists its product as uncharacterized. The transcript has 4 exons. Gene Ontology annotation, cellular component: endoplasmic reticulum. Lineage: Eukaryota; Fungi; Ascomycota; Eurotiomycetes; Onygenales; Onygenaceae. The record is from RefSeq and is a predicted model, not a curated record. The coding region runs from base 1 to 1296 and encodes 431 amino acids.
AUGAAGCAGUGUUACUCCUACCUUACCAUAUGCCUGGCUGCGGCAACUACAGCUGUCGCCUCCAAAGAUGCGUCGAUAUAUAUGCUCAAUAACGCACCAGCUUCAGACUCGCGAACCGAGUGGCGAACAAGCCCGGACGCGGCUAAGCUGGUACUUACGCGACGGUUGGGAUGGCUGGGAGCAUCGGCAAUUGGAGAUGUUGAGGAGAAGGUAUUAAGAGAUGUAAACGAUAUUGGGGGGCAGCAAACAAUUUUGUUUGGAGAUUCGGAUCGAAGAGAGCUGCGCCAUAAGCUCCUAACCAUCGUACAAGGAUUUGCCCCUUCGAAGAAAAUCUACGAACAAAAAGAUCAGCUUCGCCAUGUUAAAGUGGCUAGCGCAGCGCCCAAUUUCAUGGGAACGGCAUAUAUCAAUAGCCUGUUCACAGAGACAGCUCCACAAAGCCCAGUCGCCCAACUAUGCUCGUACCGAUCACAGCAAGACUCAAAUACAAUUCUUGACCUAUCAUUUCAGAUAAAGGAUGGUUUGGAAUGUCCUCCAGAAGAGCUGGUGUUGGAGGAUCUAACGAACACUCUUCUUGCGAAGGAUGGUAGCCACAGGGGAUUGGACAGCAUGAUCCGUUCUUACGUCGGAGCAUCACCUACUGCACCAGGAAGCCAUGUUUCUGCUUUUCUCAGGGUUGUCAAUACCAUGACCGGAAGCAAACGCCUUGUUACAACUGAUAAACUCGCAGCUCAAAUACUCGAUCUUGUACAUUCAACUGCUAUAGACACAACCGUCGUCGUUCUCCCGGGCCAAAGCUGGGAAACACCCUCACCAAUCCGAAGCACCCGAUCCACUUCGCCAUCAGACAAGCGUCGCUCCUUCCCUCAGCUCACCCCCAUAAUUCACCGAGCUGCCUCCAACUCCUCCAAACAUAACAACAACACGCUUUCCACUCUCCUCCCACUUUGCUACGCUAGCAAUGAUACCUGUAACACCCGCACAAACUCAUGCUCCGGCCACGGAUACUGCUAUCUCAAACGAUCCGGCUCUAACAAGGGCAACAGCUGCUACGCUUGCAAGUGCCUGCGUACCGUCGAUCAUACUAAUACUAACGGGGGCAACAAGACCACGCAAUGGGGCGGGCCAGCGUGCCAGAAGAAAGAUGUGAGCAUGCCGUUCUGGCUCUUGACCGGAUUUACGGUUCUACUAGUUGUGGGAAUAUCGCUUGCUAUUGGAAUGAUGUGGAAUAUGGGGCAGGAGGAACUUCCUGGUGUGCUGAGUGCAGGUGUUUCGGGCUCCAAGGCGCAGAAGUAA